Plasmodium gallinaceum is the source of this 849-nucleotide messenger RNA. RefSeq names its product biotin protein ligase, putative. Gene Ontology annotation, biological process: protein modification process. The transcript has a single exon. Bases 1 to 849 code for a protein of 282 amino acids. Gene Ontology annotation, molecular function: biotin--[biotin carboxyl-carrier protein] ligase activity. NCBI's taxonomy places the organism in Eukaryota, Apicomplexa, Aconoidasida, Haemosporida, Plasmodiidae. Gene Ontology annotation, cellular component: cytoplasm. The record is from RefSeq and is a predicted model, not a curated record.
AUGGAAGAAAAGAUACUAUUUGAAAAAUAUUACCAUGAAUAUAACGCAUUUAGACUUCAUUUUAAUAUAUUAGAUUCAACACAAUUAUAUUGUAAGAGAAAUAUGAAAUUAUUUCUUGAAAGUGGGAAAUUAAAGAAUGAUAAUAUGAUUAUUGUCAGUUGUGAUUCUCAAACAAAAGGAAUUGGAACUAGAGAUACAAAGGAAAAUGUAGAUAGAAUGUGGCUAUCUGAAAAAGGAAAUAUUUUUACAACUUUUGUUUUCUUAUGGGAUAAAAAAAAUUUAGAGAAAACUAGUUGUUUAGCCCAAACUUCUACUGUUGCAGUGAGCAAAACAUUGGAAUUUUAUAAUUUAAAAACUCAAAUAAAGUGGAUAAAUGAUGUUUUAAUUAAUAAUAAAAAACUUGCUGGUUGCCUUGUUAAUUUACAUUACUUAGAUGAUUCUUCAUUAGAUAAUUAUGUAUGUAUUAUGGUAGGAAUAGGAGUAAACGUAGAAUUAAUAGAUGAUAAAAAUAUAUUAAAUAAUAAUUUUACAUCAAUUAAAAAGGAAUUAGAAGAAGAUUUUAAUAAUCCCAGCUCAAUUCCAUCAGUAGAAGAUGUUAUGGAAAAAUUAAUUGAAAAUUUUCAUCUAGCUAUUAAUCAAUUAUACAAUGAAGGAUUUUCAUCACUUUUAGAUUAUAUAUCACUACGUCUUCUAUAUAGAGAAAAAAAAGUAUUAAUAGAUCAGGAUAAUAAUAAAAUUUUUGGCUAUUUAAAAGGACUAGCUAAUGAUGGAUCUAUUUUAUUAUUAGAUGACAAUAAUCAAACUAUUAAUGUAAAUAAUGGGCAUUUGUUUCCUUACGAAAAAAAUUAA